This is a messenger RNA of Symbiodinium sp. CCMP2456, 408 nucleotides long. The record is from the annotation of a GenBank genome assembly. Lineage: Eukaryota; Dinophyceae; Suessiales; Symbiodiniaceae.
AUGACUCGGCUUUUACUUGAGCAUCGAGCCGAUUGCAACAUCCGGGGACACUUCCGGAGUAAGGAGAGGACAGUGCUGGAAAUGGCCGUGGACAAAAACCACCAGACUAUAGUCGACAUGAUCCUCGAGCAAUUGCAGGCGCCUCCAGCCCCGAGUGAAGAUGACGAGUGCCGUGGCUUUCCAGAUGCGGAGGUCCGCCUGGUUGACAUAGGCAACCUUCAACGAGAUGUUUGCCGAAAAUUCGCGUGUGGGCGCACUCUCGAAGACACCAUUCAGGAGAUUGUGGAUGGCGAUCUGGACCCCGCUACACAUCCCAAUUUUGUGCUGAGGCUUGUUGGGGGCUACGCCCGGGCCAAGGGCUGCGAUUGCAAGAAAGGUUCUGGACUCGUGACCACAGGCGUUUGCUAG